ACAGAACAAAAAGGGAAAGCACUAGCAGUCAAUGUGAAACCAAAAAUAAAGCUAGCAUUUGGUGUCGUUUCUCAAAUUCAAUGUACACACACACACAUAUAUAUAUUAUACACAGAAAGAUAAAGUGCAACUCUAAUUUUAUUUUGUUUUAUAAUUUUCAUGAAGAGAAGGAAGAAGAGAAGAAAAGAGAAUAAUGACGAAGAAUUCAAUGUCAGUUGGAAAUGUGUUGUGGUUAUGGUGGAAACUGGUUGUUGUUGUUUCUCUUAGUCUUUGUGUAUUAGCUUUUUGGAAGCUACAAAGCUAUUCUCUUUCCGAUUCCGAACAACUUUCCUUUUCUACUUCUUCUCGUAGAUCUCGAGCUGUUGAUGAUUAUAUCGGCAAUCCUAAAGUUGCUUUCCUAUUUCUCGUACGUCGGGAUUUACCUCUCGAUUUCCUUUGGGGAAGUUUCUUCGAGAAUGCUGACACUGGUAAUUUUUCAAUAUAUAUACAUUCGGAGCCUGGUUUUGUGUUUGAUGAGUCUACAACAAGAUCGAGUUUCUUUUAUGAUCGCCAAUUGACAAAUAGCAUCAAGGUAGCUUGGGGAGAAUCAAGUAUGAUCCGAGCUGAGAAAUUAUUACUUGGGGCAGCACUUGAUGAUCCUGCAAAUCAAAGAUUUGUUCUCCUGUCGGACAGCUGUGUCCCACUGUACAACUUUAGCUUCAUAUACAACUACUUGAUUGCUUCUCCGAGGAGCUUUGUGGACAGUUUUCUUGAUAAAAAGGAUGGUCGCUACAACCCAAAGAUGUCACCCUAUAUACCAAUGAACAAAUGGCGAAAAGGGUCACAGUGGAUCACUUUAAUCAGGAAGCACGCGGAAGUGGUUGCAGAUGAUGAUGCUGUGUUUCGAGUCUUCAAGAUGUUCUGCAAGAGACGUCCACCGCUGGAAGACAGUAAGGGGAAAAAGAAUAUGAAACUUCAAAAGCAGCACAACUGCAUUCCAGAUGAACACUAUGUGCAGACAUUAUUGGCGAUGCAUGAUGUGGAAGGAGAACUUGAACGUAGAACGAUAACCUAUACAGAGUGGAACGAAUCUGUGACAAAUAUGGAGAAAAAGGGUUGGCAUCCCAUAACAUUUAGCUAUGCAGUUGCUGGACCUGUACAGAUCAAGCGAAUAAAGGAUAUUCGCAAUGUUUACUAUGCAAGCGAGUACAGAACAGAGUGGUGCCGGAGUAAUUCUACUCUGGUCCCCUGUUUUCUGUUUGCAAGGAAAUUCUCGCGGGGGGCUGCUAUGCGCCUCUUGAGUGAAGGAGUAGUUUCUCAGUUCAACGCCGCCUCCAUAAUGUACUCAACACGACGAUUUUAAUCAGUCUCUUUUUAAUAGUUUUUUUUCUUUGUACUUCGAUGAGGGUAUUAGCUGCCCUUGAUAGAAUUACAACUUGAGUGUGUCACAACACCUUUAGCUUACUGAUUUAGGAAAUAUACAGGUGGAAGCUGAUCGUAGUAUGGUUCAUGUAAGACUUGGUCCUGUAGAUAUUAAGAAAUGGCAUUUCAUUGUAUGGUA
Messenger RNA from Lycium barbarum (goji berry), 1540 nucleotides. RefSeq names its product glycosyltransferase BC10-like. The coding region runs from base 194 to 1342 and encodes 382 amino acids. Gene Ontology annotation, molecular function: glycosyltransferase activity. The transcript has 10 exons. Lineage: Eukaryota; Viridiplantae; Streptophyta; Magnoliopsida; Solanales; Solanaceae. The record is from RefSeq and is a predicted model, not a curated record. Gene Ontology annotation, cellular component: membrane.